AUGACUGUGGGACCAAGCCUUCCAAGAGGAGGUCAGUGGGCCAGGUGUGGAGAGAGCCAUGUGGCUUGCUACGUGGAGCUGCUAACACAGUGUUUUCUUGUCCUUCAGUUGCAUCCGGUGAUAAAGGCUUUUCUGUGUGGCUCCAUCAGUGGGACCUGUUCCACCCUACUUUUCCAGCCUCUGGAUCUCCUUAAAACACGCCUGCAGACUCUCCGGGCCUCAGACCAUGGGUCCAGACGCAUUGGGAUGUUGACUGUACUCUUGAAGGUGGUUCGCACAGAGAGUCUUUUGGGCCUUUGGAAAGGGAUGUCCCCUUCCAUCGUGAGAUGUGUCCCUGGUGUUGGAAUCUACUUUGGCACGCUCUACUCUUUGAAGCAGUAUUUCCUGCGAGGCCAUCCUCCUAGUGCCCUGGAGUCAGUCAUCCUGGGCAUGGGCUCUCGAUCUGUUGCAGGGGUGUGCAUGUCACCCAUCACAGUGAUCAAAACACGCUAUGAGAGUGGGAGGUAUGGCUAUGAGAGCAUCUACACAGCCCUGAGGAGCAUCUAUCGCAGCGAGGGCCACCGAGGCCUCUUCAGUGGCCUGACAGCCACUCUCCUUCGUGAUGCACCCUUUUCAGGAAUCUACCUGAUGUUUUACAGCCAGACCAAAAGCAUAGUGCUCCACGACCAGUUGGACGUGGCCUUCGUUCCCAUUGUGAAUUUCAGCUGUGGGGUGUUUGCUGGCAUUCUGGCCUCACUGGUAACUCAGCCUGCAGAUGUUAUCAAAACCCAUAUGCAGCUCUCCCCAGUGAAGUUUCAGUGGAUUGGCCAAGCAGUAACGCUCAUUUUCAAAGACUAUGGGCUGCGUGGUUUCUUCCAAGGCGGCGUUCCGCGGGCCCUUCGCAGAACUCUGAUGGCAGCAAUGGCGUGGACGGUGUACGAAGAGAUGAUGGCGAAGAUGGGCUUGAAGUCCUGACAGGAAAGAGUGUGCCGUCACCCUACUGAGUGCUGCUUCACUGCACUGUAGCCAAGUGCAGUCCUUCCUGGAGAGCCAGGCAGAAACACCAUCGCCUCCAGCCUCAUUCAGGAAGACAGGUCUGACUGGAGUCCUUGGGCCCUUAGGAGUGGAGUCACAGUCACACCGUACCCUGGGGAGCUGGAGAAAGGCCUGCACGCCCCACAGGGCUCCUGGGGAGGCAUGUUCAGGAGGACCUUUCAGGUGGCCUCCCCUGCACUACCGGGGCUCCUUUGGGAUGUGCCCUGUGCGAGGAGUCACUGUCCAGAGCAGCAGCCUCAUGCCUGGCUGAGGAACUGCCCGGUGAGGACUGUGGGUGGUGUUCUGGCCCAGCAGGCUGAAGGCUGUGUCUGAGCUGCUGUCCUGAGGAGGAGGAACUGAAGUUGUUCUUUAAUGGAUCCCUGGCCAGCUCAGACCCUCUGGAUAAAGGGAGCAGUGACUUAUUGGCCUCCAAAUGUACAAAUAAAAAUUUUUGAUCUUGGCUCUGCACUGUGUAAAUCUAAGCUAUUCUGGCAUUUUCUGCAGUUAAAGGAUAUAUAAAAUAAAGCACUUUAUUAGUGAAAA
Molecule: messenger RNA, 1557 nt
Organism: Octodon degus (degu)
Lineage: Eukaryota; Metazoa; Chordata; Mammalia; Rodentia; Octodontidae
Gene: Slc25a38
Product: solute carrier family 25 member 38
Exons: 7
Coding region: 1-954 (317 amino acids)
Biological process (GO): glycine import into mitochondrion
Cellular component (GO): mitochondrial inner membrane; mitochondrion
Molecular function (GO): glycine transmembrane transporter activity
Source: RefSeq, a predicted model, not a curated record